AUGGAGAGCGCUGUGAAUGAAGGUGAUGAAGCUCCCUCGGAGAUUCCUCCUGGAGCCCCUGUCAUCCUCAAUAAGGACGGCAAACCUCGAAAGAAGCGUGGACGUCCACCCAAGAAUCCUGCAGCUGCUGCGGCUCCAGAGGCUUUGCAGUCAUUUCCUUCUGAAACCAGAAUGAGUGCUAGACGAGGUAGACCGCCCAAGAAUAAAGAUCAUCAGGACGAGCAACAGCAGCAAUCUGGAUCCAAGAAACCUCAGGCAGAUGGCGAUGCAUUCAAUGAACCGCCGAUUGGCAUGGGAACAAUGGAUUUUAUACGACAACAACAGGAACAAGCCCAGGCACUGGCGCAGAAUUAUGGGUCGAUUUUGGCAUCCCCAGUGGCACGCACGAUGAUCCAAGCCCAUGCUCUGGGUCAACCAAUGCCCGAAGGAAUUGGCUUGCCACUUCAGGGAAAAUUGGCAACCGCUCCAGGUGCCACUACUAGUGCUUUUAAACCCACUCACGCUGGGACACUCACGGCUAUGGGCACUCUCAAAAUUUCAGCCAAUAAUGCACACCACAAGAAUAGCGGAAAAACCGCUGUGACAACUCUGACAUCCACCAAUCAGCAUCCACAACAAGGGACUGUAGCGCCUCACUUAGAUGGAACGCUCCCCAUGUCGCCUCGAACCAUGUCAGUUUUACUAAAGGGCAGCACAGCCGUGGCGGAAGAUAUGGCACUGUCGAGUUUGCCGCUGGCGGCUGGUGGUGGUGUUUUGACGGGGACAACUAUCACUGGCCCAGUGGAUCCUGCCACUGUGCAAGACAGUAUCAAUAAUAAGGCCAAGAAAGGGACGGGCAUGGGUAGACCAUCAGCAAAGCAGCAGCAAGGGCAAUCAGAUGAAACGUCACAACAACAACAACCACAAAAGAACAACAAAUCAUAUAAACGAAAGGGCAGCGGGGCACGAAAAGGGGGCGGGGCUACUACGGACCCAACAGACACGCGCCCCAGGGUCACCAUUACUGAUGACGACCCACAACGACUUCUCAACCCACUGCUUGAUUUGCCGCCUCCCGUCCUACCAGCACAUCACCACAAUCGUCAUAGAAGCAGCAUUGUAAGCGUGGGAGGAGAAGGUUCGGCGGCUGAAACCCCACUGCGGAAUAUCAUGCAAGCAUCGGAACUGCAGGCGUGGCCAUCCAUUGUCUUCACCCGUCCUGACACCUACCCUAUCGCUCAAUACGCCCGGUGGCUCGGAUUCGAUGUGCCUCCGGCUGACGAAGUAAAAGACGUGCCCGAAAAGAAUUACUUGCCACCUGAUUCUACCGAGAUUCCGUUUGACAUUGCCAGAGAUGACUCUCUUUAUCACAUCCCAACAGCGGGACAAUUCGCAGAACAGGUUUGGAACGCGACGUAUAGUAAAUAUGAUGAUGAAAACGGUGACGCGGCUUUGGAAGGAUGCAUAGAUCCCUUGUACAAAACACUUCUGGCCGGGUCCGAUGAUUGGACCGUCGCGCAGGGCAAACCUACCAGCUCGAAGGGCCCCUUCAAAAAUCCUCUGUCGCAUCAAAGCACCAAGUUCAAGGCAAGUACGCCGUCACCAGAUCGGAUUCAGCAAGUGCUGCAGAAAGCACAAGAUUAUGGGAUACUGAAAGCUGAGAGAUGGUCGCUUGCGCACGUAAGCAGGAGCAAUGCGUCCGCUACAAUUGCUGCAGGUGCUUCAACGACGGAUCCAUCUUCUGGCAACCCGUUACCGAACGCCGUGCCCAGUGCUCAACCAACUGGAACUAGUGUUCUUGAGAACAUUCCAGGGCCGAAAGGACCCGCGUCCGCUGCGGCACAAUCAACGGCAACUGCUACAACCACAGAACCAUCAAUAGGAGACGCAGCAGCGGCAAUAGGGACACCUGCCACCUCAGAAGCUACAAAAUCCUCUGGAAUGUGGGGAUUUGCGGCAUGGCACAAGGGGCGGGAAAACGAUGAGCCAGACCUGUCAAUGGUCCUCCAUUAUCAAUUUCAGUGGUAUUACCUGACUUCCUCCAAAGACCAAAAGAUUGCCGAGCUUGUGAUGCGGAUACCGCAUGGUCCAAUGCCUACAACCUUGGGCAGUCUCAACGUUGCGAGCCCUCCGCCUGGGGAACAUGACUACUUCGCAGAUGAUGUCUCUUCGAGCGCGGGUUCCGACUGGGGCGUUCUGUCCGAGAGACGAAGAUUGAUCAUACUCUUGUACGCAUUGGUUCUAGAGCAUGCUCGUCAAUGUGACGUUUGCUACUGCCUGCUCCAAGUGCCACCAUCCUUGGUUCCGCUGCUGCAGCAGUUCUUUCGAAUGACACCAGUCCCGCUGAAGAAGAAGAAGAAGCUGCCAACAGGUCCUGACGGCCUCACGCCCACCGCCGCAGCUUCGACCUUUGUGCCGAUGUUGUGUGACUUGCACAAAUGCAGCACAAAGUAUGCUCUUUUACUUCAGAAGGAAAUUCUUCAGGACAAUACAACAUCCUCUCAAUCAACAGCGAAGUCUAUCCCUCCUACGAUCAAGCAUCGAAUUCUAGUGCGACUUCCAACCGCUAGUGAGCUCAACUCGGCAAUAUCGGAUUCGCAAGGUCUCCUUCCAUCCAACCUGCAAGGCCCCAACGGCCUCGCACCUGGCAUCUUACCCAAACCAAAACGACAACGCAAAGUGAUUUCCGAGAAUGGGUCGUCCAAGAACGGGGCAAUGUUUUGCAGCGCUCCGGGGGCAACGCGUCAAGCUUACUUGCAACUGCGGGCCAACGUGGAUGCGGAAAGAGCAGCAACGGUCCCAACUGACAAGUCGUGCGUGGACGGUCAAGAAAGCGGCAGGAAAGAUGACGUAGCCUUGGCACAGCUGGCCUCCUCCAAUGAGGUGGGAAAUGCGCAGACCCAAGGCGAAGAUGCGGGAGCUGCGAAGACUCCGGCUUCAGAGGUCGGGGGAACAGAUGGAGAGAAGGAUCAAGACAAUCUCGCAGCAAGCACCGAUGGGACGGAUGCGACCAGUAAACAAGGGGGAGAGACUGCUAAGACAGCAACAACAACGAGCUUGAUCCCAGAUAGCGCCACCAAGAAUUCUCCCGUGGAGCAAUCCGAGACUGCCAAGCAGGUUCCAGUAAAUGGCAUACGAGCAACCAUGCAACGCGAGGAAAGCGCUAACGCAAAUGUGCCUGAAAAAAUUGAAGGCAAGCCGAGCGCAAUCCCGACCAAUGACAGUGUGGCGCAACUCCAGCCCAAAGUUACUUCGACAGUCAACGCCCCAGCAACCCCUGAAACUGCUGCCAGCCCUGAAGCAUUCUCAAUUGAAUUGGAAGGUCGGAAUCGUGAAGGCAAGGUGACAAAGACUGCUGCUGGUGCAUUGCCGGCAUUCUCUCAGCCGCUUAGCUGGGAUAUUGUGAAAUCCUUUCCAAUCGUGGUAAAGAAUGCGCAGGGGAAGCCUGCUGAUGCUGUUGUCGUUUCUGAUCCAAAGGGAGAACAGCAAACUCCGCCAGAGUUAGAGUCGUCUCCGGCGAUUAGCUCGAGCGGAGUGGUGCGGGAGCUCAAGCGUCUGCAAGAGGAACUGACAAGGCACGAAAGAGAGUGCUUGGAGCCAAAAGUACGGUCCCUUCUAUGGAGAGUGGUGGAAGAGCGGCGCCAAUUUGAGAAAUCGGACUUUAGCAGGAGACAGGCCGAAGAACGGAAGGUCCUGGAAACCAGCGAAAAACUUUUGGCUCGAAGGAAAGAGUUGGAUGAAGCAUGGCAGGCUCAGUGUGACCAGGAUAUGGAUGCUGUCUGCGAGAUAUGCAACGAUGGCGAAGUCACGCCCAAUAAUCAGAUUUUGUUCUGUGAGGCUUGCAAUGUUGCAGUUCACCAGGGUUGUUAUGGUAUCGAACGAGUUCCUGAGGGAGACUACUACUGCUUAGCGUGUCAACAUUUCGGCCGCAGAAAAGUUGACAGGGACGUCGAGCGAAGGAGGCUCUACCGAGCUGCUGCUGUUGCGGAAGCCGCCGGAGAGACAGACAUUGCUACCAUUGUGCAGCAGGUGCCCCAGGAGAAGAUCUUUCCUGCAGCUUGCGAACUUUGUCCAAUUCGUAGCGGUGCAUUUGUUCCGACAGACAAUUACCAUCGCCGGAACAAGAUUAGGUUGAUGAAGCAGAACGGCGGCAGUACACAAGCUAAUUCUGGCAACAAUGCACCCGAGGAAGAUAAAUCAACAUGGGCCCACAUGGUGUGCGCUAAGUGGCAGGGUCUCAACUUUGUUGAAAACGCGAAGCCCGAUCUUCUGAUCGAAGACGUUACCGAGUUGAAGGCGCAAUAUCGGUCUUUGGGGUACACUUGUUGUUUAUGUUUGGGGGAGAGGGGAGCAUUCAUCGAGUGCCGCUUCGAAGGAUGCACGAACAGACUUCAUGUCAUGUGUGCCCGCUCCUCAGGGCUGUGCGACGUUGUACAUGGCGAGGAUGCAACGGAAACCCUCAAAGAGAAUGCGUGGUCGCUUCUUUGCCCCGCUCACUCCAAUCGUCCCUUCCUCAGCCCAGAUAAGAUGCCACCAAACGUUGUUCCUGUGCAGAAACUGGUUCUUAUGGCCAAGAGUUUCCCACCAGAACCCAAGCCGGAUCCUCGUCUGCUGUAUGCAAAUAAAUGGCCGGACAAUCCGUUCAAUAAGUUGACGGGUCAAGAGAGAAGGGAAGCACUUGCGAAUCCAAAGUACGAGGACCAUCUAAUGUUGGAACUCUCAAAGAAGCUUCUCGGUGUUCGUUGUGAGGUUUGCGAUCAGUGGGAAGAGGAUGGGAAAAGCUUGACGCGUUGCAGGGGUUGCGGUGUCGUCUUUUGUGAUUCAUGCCAUGUCGAGGGAGACGGCGUUUUAAUUGAAAAGAGGCAGCAGUUUAGGUGCGCUAAGUGUACCUGGCAGGCAGAGAAGAAGAAACUGAAAGAAGAAGUGGAGGAACCGCAGUGUGUUGUUUGCAACAUGAAGGGAGGCUGGCUCCGUCCUGCAGUCGCCAAUCCAAUCAGCCGAAGAGAUUACUGGAACAAGAACCACAAGAAGCGGGAAAAAACCCUUUUCCGGCGACCGAUUUGGGUUCACACUCUUUGUGCCAUGUGGUGUGCCCCUGCAAAAAUUCCCAUCGACGCGGACACUGGAACGGCAGAUUUGUCCCAGCUUGUCAUGAGCGACGGUCGUGGUUUCGUCAGAGCAAAAGACGCUUGUUUCCUUUGUGGUAAAGCGCGGGGCUUGAAAGAGCCAUGUGCUGAGGAGGAAUGCCACUAUGCAGAUGCUGGUAACCACAAAAUGCCCUUCUUUCACCCUACAUGUGCCCGACAAGCUGGUCUUGAAGUCAAGGACGACAGUUCAAGGGACGAGAUUUUCUAUGUCAAAUGCUAUAGACAUGGCGGGAACGAAUUCAAUCUACGAGCCCGCAUUGAGGAUCUCCUCGAGAUCGAAACAAAGCGUGCAGGGAAGAAUUUCGCGAACCAGGACGCAAUGAUGACAUUCUCUGAUGCAUCUCGUAUAUUCAACGCUUCGAUCUUGGUCAUGCGGGUGCUUGGCUGGGCAUGGCGUUGGGCCGAAUGGUGGGUCGAGUAUGGUUCCAACUGGGAACCUCUCCUGGAGCCAGGUCAAGAUGAGACAAAGAUGACCAAGAAGGAAAAGAAGAUUGUCGACAGCACACAAGGGAGUCGGCGCGACGACGCGAGGCUCUGUCGACUUGCUGCUUUUGGAGCUGCGUUGAGAAAUAGGGCAUACGACGUGGAAGACAAUGGCGACCCUGAUUUCAUGGGAGGAUUCGACCACAGGUCUCUCGAACAAGCCUUGCGCGCUGUUCUGAAUACGCCCAGUCUUGUGGGGCCACUGGAAGACUACGAAAUUGACUUUCUCGUGGACUCGCUUGGUAGAGCCUACCGGUCAAAGUCGAGGCUUCUAGGCUACGGCGAUCUCAAGGUUGAUCUCGGCAAAGCAGGUACUUUCUGUUUUCACAAAAAGGACGAGUCACCGAAAGGUGUAUUAGGCGAUCAUCCACUGCCAGGCAAGCAACUGCUGCGCGAUGGGCAAGUCUUCGAGGACAAGGUUGACGAGGUCGAUGAUUUUGAAUUCUACAUCGAUGUGGUAAAGCAAAACGAGGCUGAGUACAAAGCCAAGCCGAAAGAGCCGGUCAAAGCCAAAGGCCCCCUCAAAAAGAAGGCUGCUGAAGCUGUCAAGAAGCGAGGUCCGGGGCGGCCUCCGAAAGCCAAGCCAGAAGUUGAACCGGCGUCUCCUGUGAAGCGAGGACCGGGGAGACCUCCUUCAAAGAACCGACAGAACGGAGAACCAUCAACACCGAAGCGCGGUCCUGGGAGACCGCCAAAGAACCGGGAGACGCCGUCAGCGCCAGAGUCGCCAAGUAAGCCAUCAACUGGCCGAAAAAGAGGCCGACCUCCCAAGAAUCGCGCACCUGAACCGGAAGCCGCAUCGAUCGAAGGGGUUGAACAAGACGCGGACUCUCGAGGAGUUGCAAGCCCAGCACCAGCUUUGGCAAAUCGUACCAGCCUGGAGCCGCUACGGAACCGUAUAGAACGAAAGCGCUCCAAGAAACGUCGUCGGGUGUCUGGAGGAGAAGAGAGUCUUGAGACAGAGAACGACGAAAAACCUGCUAUGGAGGAAACCCCCGAUGACGCUGCCAAAGAAACAAAUGCGACAAAUGGCGAUACCGCGGCAGAAAGCGAAUCCGGUACAGUUGGUGAAGCAAAGAUAAAGGAGGAACCUGUAGCUGUUGUUGCUCCUGUGAAGAGAGGCCCGGGUCGUCCGCCGAAGAAGAAAGGGCCCAAACCUCCAGCGGAACCGAGCACAGAGCCUCGUCCGCGAAAACGGAGACGUGUUCUUGGUGGUGGCACAUCGAUGUCAGAGAGACCAGGUCCACCCGUGCGAGUGGCAACUGCUGAACCCACUGUCUUGUACGACACAAUAAAGCAACGAUCGAGGAGAAAGAACCAAAUUAUGAGUCUUGAACAGACCUCUGGAAAGUCCUAUGAUACAGCCGAAGAAGCGUCAGAAAUUAAUGAUGACGCUGCCGACUCAAGUAGUGACGAGGACGGUGACCUUCCAAUCGCGGCCAUGGCCAAAGCAAGAAAAGACUCGAGACCGAGACAAGAAACUGUCGUGGGGAUUAAGAAUGAGAAUGAAAAUGGAACCACGGUUGUGAAAACCGAGGAAGAUAACACCAAGGCCCAAGCACCAGACGCCACACCAACUGCCGGUGUCGAUGAUGAUACUCCUGUGCCUGCUGUCGAUACCAAUGUAACAUCUGCGAGCAAUGUUCCCGCCUCUGAAAAACCCCCAACAUCUGCCGAUGCUGGCCCUACGCAGGAAUCGGCCACUGCUGGUGCCGACGUCCCAGCACCCGACGCUAGCACUGCCACUGUUUCUGGCUCUCUUGAGGCUUCCAAAACCGACGCAUCCGGGACCAAGGAUCCCCCGUCGCUUGAGGCUUCCACUCCCACUAUCGACGCCAACGGAACCAAGGAUCCCCCCUCGCUUGAAGCUCCCAAUACCGACGCAAACGGAACCAAGGAUCCACCUUCGCUUGAAGAUGCAACUACCGAGGCUGAGGUCGCUGCACAUGACGCCAAAGGAACCCCAUCUUCUGCGCCUGACCCGCCGGCUACCGGCACCAUCAAUGCUUCAGCCUCUGCAUGCACACCCGCAAUCACUGCUCCAGGUGACACCGGGGUCAUCCUCGCGAACGCAGAGCCCAGUGCAACUUCUGGCAGCGCUGACGAGACCUAUAUUGAACAGACGAGCCCGCAAGCGAAGAACAUGGAGCCGUCAGGUCAACAAAUGAACGUGAAAGAAGAAUCUGAUGGACUAGCAAACAACAACGAUUCCGACCAGGCGAGCGCGAAAGCGAAGAAGAUGGAGCCGAGUGGUCAAGAAUUGAAUUCGAAAGAUGCGUCUGAUGGACUCGCAAGCGUUGCCGCUGCCGCCGAGCAAGAAAAUGAGAUGUCUACGCAGUCAGAGAGUCGCCCUGCAGAGCCACGGGCAGAGAGGCCAAAGGACGGCGAGGGAAGGGCGUCAAGAGACCCCCCGGUCGCUGAAGAAGACAACACAAAUGGCCAACCUGGUUUCACUCAACGAAGUGAACAUGAAACCGUGGCUGUGAAAACCGAUGCGGAAGAAGCUGAGGAAAAACAACAACAACCACAAUCCCCCGUUGUAAAGAUGGAACCUGAUUCCGCCAGGAUGGAUACUAGCUCAGACUCUAAGGCAGAGGAAGAACCCGAGGAGCCCAUCGAAGAGAGUAUGGGUAGUUUUGACGACUUUUGCCAACAUACCAGAAACUCUACCAGGAAAAGAGCACGAUUGUAUGGAAAGUUCAUUGUGGCAAAACACUGGCCAGAUAAGACCAAAUAG
This is a messenger RNA of Seminavis robusta, 8346 nucleotides long. Lineage: Eukaryota; Bacillariophyta; Bacillariophyceae; Naviculales; Naviculaceae. The record is from the annotation of a GenBank genome assembly.